Molecule: messenger RNA, 2203 nt
Organism: Pocillopora damicornis (cauliflower coral)
Lineage: Eukaryota; Metazoa; Cnidaria; Anthozoa; Scleractinia; Pocilloporidae
Molecular function (GO): protein binding
Source: RefSeq, a predicted model, not a curated record
AAAUGUUUUCUUAGUCUUCACGAUUUCAAUAUUUUGUUGACUGUUUGAUAUGAAUACUCCGAGUGUAAAAGAUCUACCGGAUGACGAUUCUCCAAAUCUCUACGCAGUGUUCAAUGUGUGGGAACCGCCCAGACGUUUGAGUCGGUCUACAAGUGAUAAAGAAAGAGGAGACAACAAAAAAUGCUUCCAUUGCCGUUUCCCACUACCGCUGCCAGAACAAAUCAUAAUUUUUAGUCUUGGAAAAUGGGAAGUGAAUUUCAAGGGACAGGAGAUAAUAGCAGAAGUAUCUCUUGAGGCAGAGACUCCACCUCAGAAAAUAGGCACACUAUCAUGCAGGAGUAAAGCACUUUGUUGGGAUGAGGGAUGGAAGACAAAGUUUUUUAAAAGAAGUGAAGAGCUUACAGAAGAGGGGCGAAUGGCUAAGCUGACCCUAAGAACUGUGAAUGAAAAAUGCAAUGAUGAAAAAGAAAACAAGAAAUUUUGUGAACAUGCUGUACUAUCACCAACACAGGAAACUCAAAGAGAUUCUUCCAAGAGUCCUGUCACACCAGGAAGUUUAAAAAACCUGAAGCAACAAAAGCUCAAUUUCAAUGAAUGUACAAAGAUGGAGUAUUCUCCUGUGGAACCAAAAGAUGUCAUUUCAUCCCCACCCACUAAGAAACAGAGACAGAGCAAUGCUGAAACUCCUAUUCAAGGUCAGAGACAGAAUUCCAGAAAAGGUUCAAGUAGUGCCAAAAAGAAUCACAGAAACAAUCCAGUGAAGAGUCCUGAUGUGCUGACACCACCUGACACUCCAUCGACCAUCAACAUGGGUGAUGUGCCGUCAGGCCGAUGGGGGCAUGACAUGUGUUUGAUUGACAAGAGGAAGGCUAUUCUAAUUGGAGGACAAGGAAACAAGCAACAAAUGGCAAAAGAUUCUGUUUGGACUUUGAAUUUGUCCCAAGGAUGCCCAUCUUGGCAUGAGGAGAGCUGCAUAGGAGGUGGUGCUGAUAGGCGAAUUGGACACACAGUCACGUAUAACCCAGAGAAGAAAGUGUUGUAUGUGUAUGGUGGUUCAAAAACAAAGAGAUGGUUUAGUGAUGUAAACAUUCUGGACUUGAAAACAAAUACCUGGUCAGCUGUUAAGGCUGUUGGUAAUGCUCCCACUAGAGCCUAUCAUAGCUGUAACUUGUUUUGUGGGGAGCUGCUUGUAUUUGGUGGUGUGUUUCCAAAUCCUGAUCCAGAACCUGAUGGCUGUAGUAAUGAGCUUUAUAUCUUCAACACAGGAUCAAACAACUGGUACAAACCAAUCACAAGAGGAACCCCACCCAAACCAAAAUCAGGUCACUCAGCAUCUUUAUUAGGUGACAGAUUGGUUAUAUUUGGAGGCUGGGAUUUUCCACAAUGUUACAAUGAUGUUUCAAUUAUUGACUUGGCAAUGAUGGAGUUUUCUAGUCCUGUUUUAUCUGGCACCCUUCCAUCACCUCGUAGUUGGCAUGCCUCAGCUGUUCUUCCCAGACAAAGGAUUUUCAUUCAUGGUGGUUAUGAUGGUGAACAGAUCCUCACAGACUCAUUUGUACUUGAGCUAGGAACUUUAACUUGGAUUACAGUUAAGACCAGUAAAAGCCUCACAGCAAGGGCAGGGCAUGUAGCUCUAUUUCUACCUGUGGAGGGUGAAGAAAAAGAGAAGGAAGAAAUUGCUGUGUUUGGUGGUGGUGACAAUGCUGGAGGAUACUUCAAUGAUCUAGUUGUCUUUUCACCCAGCACUUGUUAACAUUACAAUGCACCAGGCAACUUAUUGUGUCAGAAGAUUAUUAUGAACAUCAAGCUGUUUCUAAAGCAAUUAAUAAGAAGGAAAUAUUCAAGUGAAAGGGUUCAGUUUUCAGUUCAUAUUUGUUAUAACAAAUAGAUUAGUUGUGUGGUAGGAUUCUACUGCAAACUGUUAAAGAAAUUAUACAAUCUGUAGUGUUACAAAUAUAACAUAUGAUGUAUUUAUUGACAUUUUUAAGUAUUUCAUAACCAGACUAGUUAAAUAAGCUGAUCCAGGGUGAACAUUUUGAUGUAAUUUUGAUUGUUUUUUGUAUAUAGUGUGUCAGAGCUUUGUUUUGAGAAGCGUAAUGUUUUGAAGGCAAAGUUUUGAAUCUUGCAUCAAAUGUAAGGCAAAACUGGAGCUAACAAAAAAUCUGAGGUGUAAACCUCAGUAAACCUCAAAAACACGAAUUCA